GUGAAAUGAAACAGGUCCUCUGGCUCUAGUGGAUGAGUCUUCCCAUUGUAGUGAUUGCUACUCAUGAUGCUUGCUUCAGCAAGCAACAAUCAGUUAUUCAGCAACUCCAUGCCCGCAAAGGAUGCCUAAUUGUCAUGUGCUCGAGGGGGGAUGCUGCAGCUGUGUCUCUUGGUAGAGCAUGUAGAGUCAUUGAAGUUCCUCAGGUGGACUGUCUUCAGCCUGUAGUCAAUAUAGUUCCUUUGCAGGGUGUGCGAGUUGCAGGCACUCUGGGACAUUUGCAGCUCUGUCAACAUGGACCAAUUGCCACUUCCGGCACAAAGCGCAUAUCCACGACCAUACGAGGCAAAAGUGGCCGUGCUCUUCCACCAUGUAGCCGGUGAAAACGAGACACUCGGACAGACAUAAGUACAAUCUUUUUUUUUUGAACCCACAUGUAAAGUUUUCAAGCAAGACCAAGCAAGAGGACGAUGGAAAGCAAUGCCGAAAACAACAAAUAGGGGAAAGAGUGAAAGGGGCCUUGGAACAACAACGAUGCAAGGGAAGCCACCGAGAGGGAAGCAGCGAGCAUCAUGAGGAUGUGAAAUGCUCGGGCACAACAAGCUGGAGCAAAUGAUAGAUGAGCAACAAGUGCCAAUGAGCUAUAGAACAAAAGACAGAAGAUGGCAACAAAGGUGGUAAAAGAGUGGGUGUCAAAAGGGGACUUUGGUUUCCCUUG
Messenger RNA from Eucalyptus grandis, 715 nucleotides. RefSeq names its product glutamine--fructose-6-phosphate aminotransferase [isomerizing]-like. Gene Ontology annotation, molecular function: L-glutamine:D-fructose-6-phosphate transaminase (isomerizing) activity. The coding region runs from base 33 to 380 and encodes 115 amino acids. Gene Ontology annotation, biological process: fructose 6-phosphate metabolic process; UDP-N-acetylglucosamine metabolic process; protein N-linked glycosylation. NCBI's taxonomy places the organism in Eukaryota, Viridiplantae, Streptophyta, Magnoliopsida, Myrtales, Myrtaceae. The transcript has 3 exons. The record is from RefSeq and is a predicted model, not a curated record.